CUCCCAAGAAGGCGGGGAUACGAUGGGCUGGGAGCGCGCCUCGGUCCUGCUCUGCCUCCUGUGCGCCGCCAGCCGGCUGCCUCUUCCCUGCGCUGCGCUCCGCAAGGCCAGCCCCAGGAUCCGAGCCAGCCCGGCAGGAGAGAAACGAUUCUUGUUUACCACCAAAGAGGAGCACGUAACGCUAUACCAUGAAAAUGGAACCUCUUCUGUCUUCGUGGGUGCUGUCAAUAAGCUUUACUAUUACAAUUUUGAAACCUCGGAAAGCUACGUGGAACCUUUCAACGUAACAGAGUCCAAAUGUAGAAAUUCUCUAUAUGCCCAGAACUAUCUCACGCUCGUAGCGAACUACAAAGGGAAAAUGAUGGUCUGCGGAACCAAUGCCUGCUCUCCAACCUGUUGGAACUGGGUAGAUAAGAAGAAAGAGCCGGGAAUUUCUGCCAUGGGGCUGGCCCCCUAUAACCUCGAGCAAAAUUCUUUUGUCCUUUUUUACGGUGACAACAUCUACUCUCCCAUCAGUAAGAAUGGGGACAAACUGAUCCGUUUUCGCCGGGUACAGGGGCCUUGGGCUCUUUAUUCUGAAGAUUCACUAUGGCGCAACCCAAAGCUUAUUCAGGGGGCCAUCAUAAAGAAUGAGGAGGCAUACAAGGACAAAAUCUAUCUCUUCUUCCAAGAAGACAAUCCAGAGUGGCCCAGAAAAAUUGGAGCCCCGAGGCAUAUCUCCAGGGUGGCUCAGCUGUGUGCGGGAGACGGGGGAGGCCCCGGUGCCCUCUCUUCUGCCAAGUGGUCGACUUUCUUGAAAUCCACGAUGCAUUGCUUUGAUCAAGCCACCGAUCGUCACUUCAAUCUAAUACAAGACGUCUUUAUCGUCCACUCGGAGAACUGGGCUGAAACAAAAAUAUACGGGCUCUUUUCAAAUGAGUGGGGCUAUUCGGCUGUCUGUGUCUAUUCUGUUGGGGACAUUACGAAAAUCUUUGAAAUGUCACCUCUCUUAGGUUUCACUGGCGGCUUCCCUGCUAUAAGGCCUGGGCAGUGUAUCAAAGAUGGAAAGGAGACUCCUGCGUAUACCUACAAAGUGGCCCACAGUCACCCCGAAAUGGUGCGACAGGUGAAGCCAGAAGCCAUUUUGUUUCACAACAAGAAUCACUACCAGAAGGUCUUGGUCCACCCAGUCCAGGCGACAGAUGACCGUUUAUACAACGUUCUUUACUUGACUACAGAAAAUGGAACCAUUCACAAAAUUGUGAAUUUGCGAGAUGGCCCCAUCAAUAUCCUAGAGAUUCAGCCCUUUCAAACUCCUGCAGCCAUCCAGUCCAUAGUUUUGGACAGUACAAAGAACAUUUUGCUGGUGGCUUCUGAGAAUGAGGUGGUUGAGCUGCCGACAGCCAUGUGUGAGGUUUAUAAGGGCAACUGUGCGAGCUGCGUCCUGGCGAGAGAUCCUUACUGUGGAUGGAUCAAUGGGACAUGCACUUCUGUUUAUACCACCAGAAAAUCGUCGCAGUCUCUAUCCCAUGACGUCUCUCAAAACAGCUGUGAUGCACACAGCAGUGACACAGGAGAGGCUAGAGAGACGUCUUGCGAACAUGUCCUACCAUCAUCUCGCUACUAUCUGAAUUGCUCCCUCGAAUCUCAUCAUGCCACAUAUGCCUGGUUCCAUAAGGACAAGAUAGUUGCACGUUGUGCCCACGGUGUUAAUCCCUGCACGCAUUUUAUAGACCAGAUUUCUCCAGAAUCUUAUGGCAACUAUUCCUGUGUUUCCCAGGAGGACUGGUUUAAGCAGACGCUUGUGACUAUGUGUCUGAUGGAAACUUCUAGAGAUCAAAAUAUAGUGAUGAUGAAAAAUUACCCAAUAGCCACGGAUCCCUCUCACUCCCAGAAGACUGAACAGCCAUAUAGCCCCCAGACACUGCUGAUGCCACCUGGUAACUGGGCCACCACAGCAUCCUUUUCUUUCUGGCUCGGACUACUGCAUGGGGUGGUGGUUUUCUUUCUUCUCAAGUGAUGACCAACUUUCCUACCACUCCUGUCAAUAUGAAUAACUGUGCAGCGUUGUUUAAAAUUCUGGGAUCUCCCAGGGUGGCGUUUGAGAAGUAAUUCUCAUGUAUUCGAGGUGAGGGCCUGGAAAAGCUGCAGCCCCAAAGACUGUUACAUAUAUUUAUGUAUUUAUUUUUUUAAGUUAUUUGCUAGUUUUCUAUUCCGCACUGUCAAUGGAUCGGUUGCCAAGGCAGUUUACAGUUCUUGGUUGAAAUGUGUUUUUUUAAAAAAUAAUAAUUAAAAGGAACAAUGAUAAUAGCGGAAGUGCAAAUGGUUAAGAAGCAUCUGCCUUAAAAUCAGCAAUCAGACUGUGGGCAUAAAAAAUAACUGCAGAAAAACAUCCAUGUUAUUGUAGAAAAGAGCAAGAGUCCAAUAGCACCAAUAAGACUAACAAAAUUUGUGGCUUUCAUGAGCCACAGCUCACUUCUUCAGAUAGGAUGUUAUUGAAACAGUAGAGACUGGUAAACUAUAUUAAGACUUUUUAGUAUUAAAGAUGAUAACUGAUGGGUAAUAAGCUAACUAAAUAUGUACAUACACAGUGCCUACUUUUAGAAAAAAAUCACUGACUGGCACCAAAAAAAAAGGCUCUGUCAGGUGUAUAAUUGUAUGGAUACUGUUCAGACGUCUGGUGUGACAUCAAGAAAGAUCCUAUAGCCCCUCUUGAGUGGGGGGGGGGGUACAGAGAGUAGCGUCUCUGAGGGCAACUUCAGUUAAUGUGCAGCUUCGCACGAGAGCAAGAAGCCCUGAAUCCCACACGGGUGGGCUUUAAAUGCAAUAUAACCAGUACUAUGAAUUGGGCCCCAAAGCAAAUUAGCAAUCAGCAUCGUUGUUUGCAAAAGCAUCAAAAUAAAUUUCCUAUAAUGCAAGGCUGCUGGCAGUCAUUCAUCUUGUACUAACUGUACCUCCAGAACAGUCUUCAAGGGAAGCCCCAACAGGAGCUCAUUACAUUAAUCUAACCCAGCCAUGAUCACUGUGUGUGCAAGUCCUGCCUCUCAGGCACAUAGCUUGUGGCCAACAAAAAUUGGGCAAGGGCGCUACAUUCCAGAGAGUUUUCAUCUGUAGAUGUGGACCAAAUAGUGUGACCAAGCUGCUAACCUCCUUCUUUAGGGGAAAUGCAAUCCCUUCUGGAAGAGACUGACUUCCCAACCCCUCACUGGCUCUCUUGCUAUCCAUCAGUCUCUUACCUGGAUUGAACUUCAGUUUCUUAGCCCUUGUCCAAUCUAUUCCCACUUCCAGGCAUGGGUUCAGCAUCAGUAACUGACUAAUUAAGUUGAUGGUACCCCAGACUUUGCGGCUCACAAGCAAAACAAAAAAUAGGGCAUGUCAUAGGGCUGUGGACCUCGGGGUUCUGAUUCAGGUUUUUAACCCAAAUCGGGCCCAAUUUGGGUAGAUUCGGUGUUCCCAAAUUGGCUCCAGCAUUGUUGAGCCAAUUCGGAAAUACCGAAGCAAAGCUUUCUGAAGUGCUUCGGGUGCAUGUCAUUUCUUAGGAAGAGGUGCCACUAUCCCUAACUUACUGACUCAGUGGCACCAGUGAAAGAUUACUUUGAAGCACAGGACAAGAGUUUAGGUGCAGGGCAGGGAAACUGACUUGGCACUGCCAUGUGCUAUUGACAUGAUUUAGAACAUCCACUGUCUUGCCUUACUCUGGUGCAAAAGAGGAAUGCUUUGUAACCAUGAGUGAUGUGAUUGAAGUCUCCGGGGCCCAUGUCACAAAAGCUGUAAAGGGAGUAAUCUUGCAUGGUUGACUUGAUCUACCAACGUGUCUUAUUCUUGCACAGGAAAGAAGCAUAGGUGGGAUCUUGUAACUUGGUUUUAUGAUGCCUUAGUGGUCUUUGAAGAUAUGCCCCUGAGAAAUGCCUUAAUGGAUCAGGUUCAGAUUCCAUAAUUCAGAUCCCCAUAAUUCUUUGCAGGGCUCUCGGGAAGUGCUAAGUGGCUUCUCCACAAAUGGGCUGCCUUCUGCUGCCCUCCCUGCACACAGAUUGUCCCCAGUUCUUUGCAAGUCCAUUUGGCAAACUUGAGUAAUUUUGUGAGUGUAAAUUCCCACAGCAUGUGGCUUCUUUUGUGAGUGUUCCCCAUCCUUUUCUUGUCUUCUCAUUUUUCCAGUCAGGUGCAAGAACAUGAGCUGUACAAGACAAGUUUUCCGUGCAAUAGAUCCUCAGAGUGCGGAAAUCUCCUGUCUUUGUUUCCAGUGGUAGAAAAGUUUAUUACAUUUCCAUCUCUGCCCUCACACGUUUCUUGAAAGAGGUUGAUGGGAUCCUUUUCCCAAAGAGGAAAAUAAUAAUAGAAAUCUGAGGCGCGUGCUGAAAUGAAGAAACCUCAGUUGCUAACUCUCUUCAGACUAUAGGGUUUUCUCACGGCACUACCAAAGAAUGGAUGGUUCCAUAUUGUUCACAUGAGACCUGAUUAAGCAUGUUUGGUGAUGCAUACGUGUAGACUCCAUAUGAACAGAGUCCUUACAUGUGAUAGGGUCACCAUGUUCCACCCCAGUCAGCCCCUUCCAGUCAUUCCAAAUAAAUUUCCAAUCAGGGCUGCUAUUUGAAGUCAUCUUCUAUUUUGACUUUCUCAAGGGCAAUAAAUGAUGGCUUUGACCAGUCAUUCCGUAAUUGACCAUUCCAUUCCAUAAUAUAUUGGGGCCACCACAAAGAAGGCUACGUUGUGUUAAAAUUCCAUUGAUGCCUAGCUCUAGAACAAGAUAGAGACCUCUGCUGCCUUGGUGAGAUUGGGGGUCCUAUAUAUAGUGAAUCUGAAACCUUUCAAACAAUACAUUUGAUAUAUGUUUACUUUUCUCGUUAGUUCGUACGUUGCAAUUCUUAUCUGGACAUUCUAAGAAAUUAAUGGGACUUAAAUUAUGAGUAAGAAGAUUUUGAGUUGGAGGACAAAACAGAUUUGCAACUGGGGCCAAAUGUGGGUAGCUGUCUCUCCGUUGACUGUCAGGUGGAUCUGGUGGAAUGGGAGGAGCCUUUCUCUGGGCUUCCACAGACUUAAACAAAAAAAAAACCCCACAACUUUUCAGCUGCAUUACAAAAUCUGUUCUGCAUGGCAAAGCACUUUCAAGGAAUGACUUUGCCAUAUGGAACUUACUUGAAGAAGAGAAUUUUGUCUCAUAUUUUGUCUCAAUGUGUUCUCUGUUCUGUUGAUUCCCCACUCCUCCACUUGAAGUCAGCUGGGUGACUUUGGGUCAGUCACAGCUCUCUCAGAGCUCUCUCAGCCCCACCCACCUCACAGGGUGUUUUGUUGUGGGGAUAAUAAUGACAUACUUUGUAAACCGCUCUGAGUGGGCAUUAAGUUGUCCUGAAGGGCGGUAUAUAAAUCGAAUGUUAUUAUUAUUUGUGUGUGCGCAGUACACUCAUUUCCUUGUUUCUCUUUGUUGUCCAUGGAGACAUCUCUCAAGCCAGGCUCAUGUCUGGUUUUGAAUUGCAUUCUUGAGAUAAACUGUGAAAUUAAACUAUGUUCUCCUUUUGGCUAAGUGGAAGUUUGAAGUCCUCCACAUCUGUGCUUCCAAGACAAGGAGACAUUACCUUAUUUGCACUACACAUUCUUCAUAUAUUGUUUCAAAGAUCCUAUAUUCCUUCAUUGGCAGCCAGUGAAGAAAAGCUUUUAUUUUUUUCCCUCUAAGCACUUUAAUAUAACUUAUAGAUUAUUAAUGGACUUGAUAGGUUGCCAUGUUUGUAUGUAUACAAAUAUAUAUAUAUAUAUAUUAUAUAGUCGCAGAAAAACGGACUGUUUUGUAUUUGGUUUGAAAAAGAGGGCAUUUCAAUAAAGUUUUGUCACAAUUG
Eublepharis macularius is the source of this 5807-nucleotide messenger RNA. RefSeq names its product semaphorin 7A (John Milton Hagen blood group) (gene SEMA7A). Gene Ontology annotation, molecular function: chemorepellent activity; semaphorin receptor binding; integrin binding. The record is from RefSeq and is a predicted model, not a curated record. Lineage: Eukaryota; Metazoa; Chordata; Lepidosauria; Squamata; Eublepharidae. The transcript has 14 exons. Gene Ontology annotation, biological process: negative chemotaxis; positive regulation of ERK1 and ERK2 cascade; positive regulation of cell migration. Gene Ontology annotation, cellular component: external side of plasma membrane. The coding region runs from base 23 to 1999 and encodes 658 amino acids.